Messenger RNA from Fomitopsis serialis, 447 nucleotides. Its product is annotated as 60S ribosomal protein L23. The transcript is spliced from 5 exons. Gene Ontology annotation, cellular component: mitochondrial large ribosomal subunit; ribosome. The coding region runs from base 1 to 447 and encodes 148 amino acids. The record is from RefSeq and is a predicted model, not a curated record. NCBI's taxonomy places the organism in Eukaryota, Fungi, Basidiomycota, Agaricomycetes, Polyporales, Fomitopsidaceae. Gene Ontology annotation, biological process: translation; negative regulation of translation. Gene Ontology annotation, molecular function: structural constituent of ribosome; mRNA binding.
AUGUCCCAGGUAGUCGGGAAUACUGCGCUGGCGUAUGCCCGGGUAUGGCAUCACGUCGACGCCUCCGAGCGGGUACUGGGAAAGUUGGCAGAGCGCAUUGCCAUCGUGCUCAUGGGCAAGCACAAGCCCAUUUUCGACCCCAGCGCGGACUGCGGUGACUACGUUGUCAUCACAAAUGCUCGGAGGGUGAAGGUGCACCACACUAUGUUCCCCGGAGGCUUGAAGGAGAUCCAAUACAAGGAUAUGAUGCGGAGGAAACCCGACGAGAUCAUCCGAAAAGCUGUCUCGGGCAUGCUGCCAAAGAACAAGCUGCGCGAGAGAAGACUACAGCGCCUGCGGAUAUUCGAGGACGAGGACAUGGGCGUGUUCCAGCAUAAUAUCUUGAAGCGUUGGGAGGAUGGCACACUGGCACAACCCGCUCCUCAAUCCAAGGCACCAUCGGCCUAA